GUGGCUGUUGCGCAUGUCGUGGGGUGAUUCCAGAUACUUCGCAGCAUCCAAACACACACGGGAAGCCGCCUCAGCUUGUUUCCUCUCCAACUGUAAAGUUACGAACCUCCGUUUACUAGUUUGCUACAUACUAAAAAGGCUCUUUGGGUUCUACAGCCAUGGUGUGCAUUCCCUGCAUUGUGAUUCCUGUCCUGUUGUGGGUCUAUAAGAGGUUCCUGGAGCCGAUUCUCUAUCCUUUCAUUUCCCCCAUUAUGAAUAAGUUCUGGACCAAGAAAGCAGUCCAGGAGACGGGCACAGGGGACCUAAAGGCCAGUGAAAAGAGUAAUGGGACCUGCAAGCCUGAAACCAAUGGUGAGGUCACUGCCAAUGGGUCCCAUACAGUAGCAGAUAAGAAGACAGACUGACACCUUCUUUCCAUUAUUUUAAUGCAUCUAAAAUUGUGUAAAUAUUUCAGUACACAGAGAAAAAUAUAUUAACUUAUGAUUUUACUUUGUAAUAAAUUGAUUCUUAGACGCUUACAAAAUUAUGUUUGUGUGCUGGCUUAUGAUAUUUUUUUCAUCUCAAUAGCUUUAAGAAAUUCAUAAUUGUUAUUGUUUCCCCUGUUUAUCAUGAUUUGAAAACAGGUACUUUAUUGAAUAUGUACAAUCUGUAUAGGAUAGUGCAUAACAUCACAAGUUUUUGUACGUCAGACUCUUUCAUCACUAAAUAAAAGGAUGAUAAUAAAUAAAUAAA
Myripristis murdjan (pinecone soldierfish) is the source of this 732-nucleotide messenger RNA. It is a transcript of the gene c21h18orf32, whose product is annotated as chromosome 21 C18orf32 homolog. The transcript is spliced from 3 exons. The coding region runs from base 159 to 404 and encodes 81 amino acids. NCBI's taxonomy places the organism in Eukaryota, Metazoa, Chordata, Actinopteri, Holocentriformes, Holocentridae. The record is from RefSeq and is a predicted model, not a curated record.